Drosophila willistoni is the source of this 2755-nucleotide messenger RNA. RefSeq names its product neuronal acetylcholine receptor subunit alpha-7 (gene nAChRalpha6). Gene Ontology annotation, cellular component: synapse; postsynaptic membrane; neuron projection. NCBI's taxonomy places the organism in Eukaryota, Metazoa, Arthropoda, Insecta, Diptera, Drosophilidae. Gene Ontology annotation, molecular function: acetylcholine-gated monoatomic cation-selective channel activity; transmembrane signaling receptor activity. The coding region runs from base 955 to 2520 and encodes 521 amino acids. The record is from RefSeq and is a predicted model, not a curated record. Gene Ontology annotation, biological process: regulation of membrane potential; monoatomic ion transmembrane transport; signal transduction. The transcript has 13 exons.
UAAAUAUAAAACCAAAGCAGUGCAAACCAAAAACCACAGCCACAAAAUCCACAAAACGCAUUCGAAAAAGAUUUCAAAGCAAGAAAACCGCAGAAAAAAGCAAGAAGAAAAUACGCGUGCCAAAUAUUUGCGCACACCAAAAAAGGAAAAAAAAACAAAGUAUCAAAUAAUCAAAAAGGGAAAUUCAAGAGCAUAAAAAAAGAAACGUCAAAUAACGCUGGAGAUAGGAUUGAGACCAAAAAAACCGAAGAAAAUUAAGACAUUUACCGAAACAAAUGUUGGUGGGCAAAUUGAAGAGACAUUAGCGUAUAAAUACCUGGCAGUAGGUUAACUAAUUGACCUACACGGACACACACAUACCCACACACGCCUACACAGACACACCUUGGCACAUAAAAACAAAAGCUCACAUACUUAGGAUAGCUCACACACGUAGAUACUGAAAAGGAGCAAAGGAAGAAAAGAAGGACGCCUUCUCAUCAAGAACCAUUGUUGACACCAACAACGCGCGCCGCUGAACUCACUGACCCACUCAAACCGUCGCCUGGUUUUUGUCUUCUGUGGCCUUUGUUUUGUUUGCUGUUUCUCUAGAAAGCCAGCAUCUACUUAGCGGUAGCUGAAAGGUGAGGUGUCAUCUCCCACUCCCAGUAUUACUACCCAUACAACGUGGCGACUACUACUAUUUAACCAAGGUGACGAGGCAAGGAUUGCUAACCACUUUGUUGCAGCCACAGGCCAGUUUUAAAGCAGAGCCACUUUCACUCCUUCUGCUGCUCUCCUGCUCCUGCUCAUCCUUCACCGGCUUCUCUAUCCAACCACCAUUAGCAUCAACAACAAGAGAAAGAGAACAGAAACGAAGGCUCAGUCCCAGGCACAGGCGCAGGCAGAGGCAGAAGCAGGCAGCAGAGAAAGAGCUAUUCAACCUAAAAACAACGCAAACAACAAUCCAAGGACAUGGACUCGUCGUCGUCGUGCACGCUGUUUGCCGUGUUGAUCUUCCUUGUGAUAAUUAAAGAAAGCUGUCAGGGACCACACGAAAAACGUUUACUCAAUCACCUGCUCUCCACCUACAAUACACUGGAGCGACCCGUUGCCAAUGAAUCGGAACCGCUUGAGGUUAAAUUUGGACUGACGCUGCAACAAAUCAUCGAUGUGGAUGAAAAGAAUCAGAUUCUGACCACAAAUGCGUGGUUAAAUUUGGAAUGGACUGAUUAUAAUUUACGUUGGAAUGAAACUGAAUACGGUGGAGUUAAGGAUCUUCGAAUAACGCCAAAUAAACUAUGGAAGCCCGAUGUUCUUAUGUAUAAUAGCGCGGAUGAGGGAUUCGAUGGCACGUAUCACACCAACAUUGUGGUCAAACAUAACGGCAGUUGUCUGUACGUGCCCCCUGGUAUCUUCAAGAGCACAUGCAAGAUAGACAUCACGUGGUUCCCAUUUGAUGACCAACAUUGCGAAAUGAAAUUCGGUAGUUGGACUUACGAUGGAAAUCAGUUGGAUUUGGUUUUGAAUUCCGAAGAUGGAGGGGAUCUUUCCGAUUUCAUAACAAAUGGCGAGUGGUACUUGCUUGCCAUGCCGGGAAAGAAAAAUACCAUAGUCUACGCCUGCUGCCCUGAACCAUAUGUUGAUAUCACCUUUACUAUACAAAUACGUCGACGUACAUUAUAUUAUUUUUUUAAUUUAAUUGUACCAUGUGUGCUAAUAUCAUCGAUGGCCCUAUUGGGUUUCACAUUGCCACCAGAUUCGGGUGAAAAACUAACAUUGGGCGUAACUAUACUACUAUCAUUAACAGUUUUUCUAAACCUUGUUGCUGAGUCUAUGCCGACAACGUCGGAUGCUGUUCCUCUUAUAGGAGUUACAAUUCUUCUAUCGCUCACAGUGUUUCUCAACCUUGUAGCUGAGACAUUGCCCCAAGUAUCUGAUGCAAUCCCCUUGUUAGGCACCUAUUUCAAUUGCAUCAUGUUCAUGGUUGCAUCAUCUGUGGUGUUAACGGUUGUGGUACUCAACUAUCAUCAUCGCACAGCGGAUAUACACGAGAUGCCACCGUGGAUCAAAUCCGUUUUCCUACAAUGGCUGCCCUGGAUUUUGCGAAUGGGUCGACCCGGCCGCAAAAUCACACGCAAAACAAUAUUAUUAAGCAAUCGCAUGAAGGAACUGGAAUUAAAAGAACGUUCUUCCAAAUCCCUACUAGCCAAUGUUCUUGAUAUUGAUGAUGAUUUUCGGCAUACAAUAUCGGGAUCACAGACCGCCAUCGGUUCGUCGGCUAGCUUUGGCCGACCCACAACGGUGGAGGAGCAUCAUACUGCAAUAGGAUGCAAUCAUAAAGAUUUACACUUAAUUCUUAAAGAAUUGCAAUUUAUAACGGCGCGCAUGCGCAAAGCUGACGAUGAAGCGGAAUUGAUAAGCGAUUGGAAGUUCGCUGCAAUGGUUGUGGAUAGAUUUUGUUUAAUUGUUUUCACGCUCUUUACGAUUAUUGCAACGGUAACCGUGCUGCUCUCAGCUCCGCAUAUAAUUGUGCAAUAAGGCCGCUCAAUUUAGACAAUUAAGCUAGAAAACACACACACUCACAUACAUACACAGGAUACGGAUAUAUUUCUAAUAAACACACACACACACACAUAUGGACAUACAGCACUUGUAUGUAUGUCUUCCAAGUACUUCCCAAAUCGAUGAGGAAGUCCUAGUUAAGUUUCUUUUUUCAAACCUAGCAAAACUGCUUCGAAACAAAGCGAAAAAAUUGUUAAUUACAUUUUUAAGU